Molecule: messenger RNA, 2152 nt
Organism: Anas platyrhynchos (mallard)
Lineage: Eukaryota; Metazoa; Chordata; Aves; Anseriformes; Anatidae
Source: RefSeq, a predicted model, not a curated record
GAGGCGGAAACCGGGGCCGGUUCCCUGCAGCGCCCGGCGGCGGCGGUGCCGCUGCUCCCGGCUGCCAUUUUACGGGAACAAAGAGGCGGAGGAGCGGCCAGACCUCCCCAGGCUCUCCCCACCGCCACCAUGUUCAGCAAGAAGUCCUACGACGGCCCCCCCAUGAGUUACGGCCCCUCCACGGGCUACGGACCCCCGCCGGGUGAUUACGGCUACGACUACGGCGCCCGCUCGCCCCCGCCGGGCUCCUACUACAUCGAGGAUGCGCCGCAGCACUUCUACAAGUGGAGCUCGCCGCCCGGCGUGGUGAGGAUCCUGGAGGCCAUCAUCAUCAUGCUCUGCAUCGCCAUCUUCGCCUGCGUGGCUUCCACCCUCGCCUGGGACUACGGCUACGGUUUGGGGGCUUUCGGAAGCGGGCUGGGCGGCUACUACGGCUCCGGCUACUACGGCAGCGGGCUGGGCUACAACUACGGGUACGGGGGCUACUACAGCGGGGUCACCAACCCGCGGACGGCCAACGGCUUCAUGAUAGGCAUGGCCGUGCUCUGCUUCCUGGCCCAGUUGGGGCUGCUGGUGGCCAGCAUCAGCAAGUCGAGCGGCUCGCGCUCCCGCCGCUUCUACCUGGUGGUCAUCGUGGUGUGCGCCGUGCUGGCCUUCGUCAUGCUCAUCGCCUCCAUCGUCUACGUCGUGGGGGUCAACCCCCAGGCGCAGAUGACCGGCGGCUACUACUACAGCCCCUUGCUGGCCAUGUGCAGCCAGGUGUACAGCAGCAGCACUUACCUCAACCAGUACAUCUACCACUACUGCACCGUGGACCCCCAGGAGGCCGUGGCCAUCGUCUGCGGCUUCCUCAUCGUCCUCUUGCUCUGCCUCAUCUGCUUCUUCGCCCACAAGACGCGGAGCAAGAUUUGGAAAUACGGCAAGGCCAACAUCUUCUGGGACAAGGCACCGGUGCUGCAGGAGGGCCCCAACGUGGAGGAGUGGGUGAAGAACGUGGCAGACGGGGCCAGCGUGCAGGACGAGACGGCCACGCUCGCCUACUCGGAGAAGCCCACCAGCCCCAUCAACGCGCCGCCCUACAGCGCGCCCUCCUACAGCUACGCGCCCCCCAACACCGCCUACUACCCCUCCGGGACCUACAGCAGCCGGGGUGACCAGCCGGACCGUGCCACCAGCACCAGCCCCGUGGAGGAGAAGGGGAAGGAGGUGCCCAGCAAAGCGCCUGUACGGCGCGGCCGCAGGCGGCGGCGCAACCCCGAGCUGGACGAGUCGCAGUACGAGACCGACUACACCACGGCCGUGGAGUCCAGCGACGAGCGGGACCAGGACCAGUGGGCCAGCCUCUACCCCCCCAUCGCAUCGGACGGUGCCCGCCAGAAGUACAAGCAGGAAUUCGACACCGACCUCAAGCGCUACAAGCAGCUCUGCGCCGAGAUGGACGGCGUCAACGACCGCCUCAACCAGCUCAGCAAGGAGCUCGACAGCAUCUCCGAGGACAGCCCCCAGUACCAGGAUGUGGCAGAGGAAUACAACCAGCUGAAGGACUUGAAGCGGAGCCCCGACUACCAGACCAAGAAGAUGGAGACCAAGGCGCUGCGCAACAAACUCUUCCACAUCAAGCGCAUGGUGAGCGACUACGACAAGGUGCGGGGUUAACCCGCACCACCCCAGGAUGCGUGCCGGGGGGGGGGCACCACCAGCACCGCAGACUCCUACCUAUGCAUUUUGUACCUUUUUGUAAAAAAAAAAAAAACCAAAACCAUCCAAAGCGACCCCUGGGCAUCGUCCCCAGCCACUGUGAAUACCCCCGAGUGCCUUCGCUGGGUGCAGUGCUGGAGGGGUUGUUCCCCCUCCUUGUGCUGUAAAUAUGUUUGGGGGGGGGGUCCUGAGCACCCGUCCCCUGGCCUGGGGAGGUCUGAGGAAGCCCCACACCGCUGGGAAGGGCUGGGGGCUGGAGCGGGGUCAGCACCGGCCCCGGGGCACCUCGGGGUGCCAAAAUGUGGCGCCAGCACCCAGGGCAGGAUCGUGGUGUGAAGGCAGAGCCCCCCCCCCAGGCAGCUGCUAGGCGGGGGCGAGAUUUUGUAAGGAACUGGCUGAAACUGUGUAAUUUUUACCGUUGUUUGUUUAAAUAAACUGUAUCUGUUGAUUUUAA